Molecule: messenger RNA, 3588 nt
Organism: Oreochromis aureus
Lineage: Eukaryota; Metazoa; Chordata; Actinopteri; Cichliformes; Cichlidae
Gene: uts2r1
Product: urotensin-2 receptor
Exons: 4
Coding region: 555-1646 (363 amino acids)
Biological process (GO): blood vessel diameter maintenance; regulation of blood pressure; neuropeptide signaling pathway
Cellular component (GO): membrane
Molecular function (GO): urotensin II receptor activity
Source: RefSeq, a predicted model, not a curated record
UCUACCUCUGGCACUCACACUCUCUCUAUUACUCUCUCUCUCAGUCAAACAGAGGAUUCUCCAUAGCCAGCUGUAGCUUAAUGUGAUCCUCACUUCUGUGAUUGUUUCACUGAUGCUUUCUUUUUCCCCCCCUUUUUUUUCUCUCGCUCUCUCUUCCGAUUUAAUUUCUGCCGAUGCUGACAUCCUGUACUUGGAUGCUGCUAAGGUGCACAAAGAGUGGAGGGAAUAGGAGAGAACUUUUAAGGCUGCUAUCAGCGCACCAUUCUCUUGAAUCAAGACACGUUAGAUUGGUUGGUUUGCUGUCGAGAGACGAGUCAACAGUGGAGGGGUUUUUCUUGUAGUUGAUGACUCAUUUAGGUCAUUUUCCUCCUUCAGGACUCCCGGAUUUAAAUUUCUUUUCCUUUGCUCCACCUGUGGGUUUCCCUUCUAACACACUCUGUGGGGACUUUUAUGAAGUGUGAAAUUUGUCCAGCAAGUGUGAAGUUUGACAGAGCAUGGCCGGUAGAACCACAGCUGAGUGUUGAACCUCUUCUGUCCAGUAAAGCAGCCCAGACAUGACAACAGUGUCCAUGGAGCCUGUGGGAGUCCUGGUGGAAAAGGGGGGCAAUGCAACCGACUCUCCUCUGAACUCACUCGAAGAUACAGCCGCCACCUUUACCAUUGGAACCAUCCUCUCCAUCAUGUGUCUCAUUGGAGUCUCCGGGAACAUCUACACCCUGGUGGUGAUGUGCCACUCCAUGAGGUCUGCAGCCUCCAUGUACAUCUACAUCAUAAACUUAGCUUUAGCAGAUCUGCUGUAUCUUCUCACCAUCCCCUUCGUAGUCUGCACACACUUCCUGAAGGGAUGGUACUUUGGAAAUGCAGGGUGUUGGACUCUGAUAAGCAUGGACUUCCUCACCAUGCACGCAAGCAUCUUUACUCUGACAAUCAUGAGUACAGAGCGCUACUUUGCAGUGCUCAAGCCACUCGACACAGUGAAACGAUCGAAAAGUUAUCGCAAAGCUAUCGCCCUACUUGUCUGGGUAGCUUCUCUAAUCCUCACCCUACCGAUGAUCGUGAGAAUUCAACUGGUGGCAGUGGGCACCAAGUCUAUGUGUCAGACCACUUUGUCACCGCUCUCCUACAAGAUUUACCUCUCCUUCCUGUUUUGCACUAGCAUUGUUGCUCCAGGACUGAUUAUUGGCUAUCUUUACAUCCAGCUUGCACGCACUUAUUGGAUUUCACAGACGGAGACGUUCAAGCAGACCAAAAAAUUACCAAAUCAAAAGGUGCUGUACUUGAUCUUUACAAUCGUGCUCCUAUUCUGGGCAUGCUUCCUGCCCUUCUGGAUCUGGCAACUGCUGGGCGAGUUUCACCCCUCGUUGCCUCUCUCCACCAAAGUCAAACGUAACAUCAACUACCUGACCACAUGCCUGACGUACUCCAACAGCUGCAUCAACCCGUUCCUCUACACAUUGCUCACCAAGAACUACAAGGAGUAUCUGAGGAAGAACAAGCGCUUGUGGACAACUGGCAACUACUUCAACAGGAGGAGCCGUUUUCAACGUUCACCGCGUAGAUCGCCAUCUGCCAGCAGUCAGCAGUGCACUGAGAGCUUCAUGCUCACGCACACGGCAUCGCUACGAGCUCAUAACAGCAGUUUGUGAGAUAUGACUGAGAGCUGUGAGGGGACACAAAAAGAAGAAGCAGUUGGAGACACAGAUGGGAGCAGAGCCCGAACUCCACUUCACUCCAUUCGACCACAAGUGAGACUGAGGACAGAGAAGAUGUCUUGAGUAUUUUGUUUAACAUUUAACAUGUGCGGACACAAUUAUGUUAAAUGAACACCUGGAGGAACCAGUGCUGUUGGACACAAUGUACAAAACAGAACCCCCUCUCCUCACCACCCUCACAUGUAUAUUCAUCACUCGCAGAACUUCCUGUGGCACAGAGAGAGACCAGCGUCUUAAAAACACAGCUCGUCAUAUUUUUUCGGGUAUUCUCCCAUGCUUGCUUUCUGUGCUUGCGCUGGGUCAGCCUGCAUGCUGGCCCAGGGCAAGCUGUUAUUUCCUCGUGACUGAGAGGUGUACAGUACAUGCUGCUGAUGCACAAGUGGGAGGAAAAACAGGAAUCGAGGGUUUGAUUUUGAAUAACACAAAAAAACCCAAAACAAAAAACAAAUGUAAAAACAAUGUACUUAACGUUGGUCAAGUGGCAAAAUAUUACACAAUGUCUUUAGCUGGUCCUCGCGACCUCUUCUUGGAAGGCACUGUAAAUGUUUUGUUCUUCAAAACAGCAGGUAGAAAAAGAUACCUACUACAAAUGAAGACAAAUUGUAAAUGCUAAAACAUGAAUGCUGUUAUGAACUUCUAAACUCCCACCCUCUGGAUUUCCUGUUUUAUAAAGAGCGCUACUCCAAAAUGAAUGGAGCCCUAAGGAGCUGUAAUCCAAAUAUGUACAUUGUGUGGUGAUUUUCGACCACCACCGUAUAGAGCUGCUUUCCUUUACUGAUGUGCUCAUCUGCUCUGGUUUGGAAGCUUGUUUCCACCACUGAAAAUGUUUUUUUAGCCAUCCAUAACUCAAAAAUUUGUGUUAUGUAUCUCAAAAUUUUGAGUUAAUCAACUAAAAUGUUUAAGAAAAUAACUUUGCCAAUCAGGAAGCGCUGUGAUGGUGCAUCAUUUCAAUGUUAUCCAGAAGCAGAACAUGGAAUGCAUUAGCUACCAGUGCUAUAGCUAAGCCAGCAAUGCUACAGCUAAGCUAGCAGUGCUCGGCUGAGUUACCAGCGCUACAGCUGCUUGUCAUAAAUGUUCAAAGUGAGGAGCAUCGGUUUAGCUUAGUGGGAUGAGCAGGUGACCAUAUGCUAUAUGGCCGGAGAGCAGUAGGCCCUGGUUUGAUUCUAACCCGCGGGCCUUUGCUGCAUGUCUUCCCCUCUCUCUCCCUGGUUUCCUGUCUCUUUACACUGUUACUAUUGAAUAAAGGCUAAAAUGGAUCAGUAAAAUAAAUAAAUGUUCAAACUGCUGAGUACUCUCAGCAUGGCUUUACAAAUGAUGAAAUGAGUUAUUAGCUGACUCACAUGGCAUUAGCAUAAAAGUAGCUUGUUCAUGUUUACUACACUUCGGUAGUGCAUUGAUGAUAUCGCUACCUGAUUUUCAGUACGCAUUUGUCUAUGCCAUCUGCUUCUGGGUAAGCAGCUUCCUGAUUUGCAGAGUUAAGUCAAAAUUCUAAAAAAAAUAAUUCAAAAUUUCAAGUUAUGCUUGUCCUCUCUUCUCCUCUGUUAAAUCUCUAACCAACCAAUAACGUCAAUUAGCAUAAUACUGGCAUUUCUUAGAAAAACAGCUUUCAUGUAAGUAAAACUAAUGGGUAUUUGUAGUGUUUUAUUUCAGUGCAGACACAUUAUUGUUUGUGUAUUUGUGAAAAUAAAAAUAAAAUAUGUGCUUUUGUUGUCUAGAAGCAGGUGUAAAUAACUAUUUUAGCCAUUUAGCUUCAUCCAGUCUUGUUGAGGCUUUCUUAUGAGCAACCCUGCUGCACCCUCUGGUUGCAUUACGGCCAGUUUCUGUACAAAUGGAUGGGAAAUUGAAUGGCUCUUGUAGAUUGGCUCCUAGGUGCACU